Messenger RNA from Colletotrichum chrysophilum, 981 nucleotides. RefSeq lists its product as uncharacterized. The coding region runs from base 1 to 981 and encodes 326 amino acids. Lineage: Eukaryota; Fungi; Ascomycota; Sordariomycetes; Glomerellales; Glomerellaceae. The transcript is spliced from 3 exons. The record is from RefSeq and is a predicted model, not a curated record.
AUGGAGAACAUGAGUCCCAAGGUCUUCAAGACGCAGAUCUUUGAAGGUUUUACAACCAACACCGCGUGCUCCUAUGAUUCCCAUACAAUGGCCCACAACGGUACCUUGGCCUUGGACUGUGGAGUGGCCAGCUUCGAGAUCUUCAACCCAGACACGGCAUCCAGCGGCCCAACUUGCAAGAACGACGCCAGCCCAAUCCCUUACAACGUCUUCUCUGGCUCUGAUGGCAUCAUUUACAAGGAGUUCUGCCAGAAAUGGGACGCCAAGUCAGGUCUGCGCAUGGUUGUGGACUCCAAGGGGACUUCGAAGAUCCCCAAGCCGCAGCUGGGAAGACGCACCCCACCUGCGAGUCAAGACACCUGGCUGAAAUACAACUUCGAGCUCAACUACAAGCCUGAGACUGGUGCGCAAGCUGGCGCGCAGUGCAAAGUUACCUGCAAGGACGCCUUCACUGCCUUUGCCAACUCCAAGUGCGGCCAGAAGGGAGGUCAAGGAAACACCAUGGCCAAUUAUGCCGAGUAUGACGCGGGGUGUGGAAAGUUCAGUUACCAAAUCACCAAGCCGGUUCCAAAGACCCUUAGUGAGCCUAAGUGCUUUGGAACCGACGAGUUCGGUGACCACGAGGACAUAAAUCCGUCUUUCCAGGAGCAGUAUGUUGGACACGUAUGCACCGGCUCGGCAUUGUGGAACAUUACCAAGGGCGACUCGAGCACCUUUAUUCACUUUGACACAAUUACCAACAAAGCACCGUACCAGCUGAACGUUUAUUGGGCUGACGGAUGCUCUUUGGAGACAACGGGGGAAAACAUCCUCUUGUGGAAGCCUCUUGGGGACCUGAAUGCGGCCAACUGCGCGAGUCUUCUCCUGGACAGUUACAAAAAGUGCAACAACGAGGGAGCAGGCGGGCGAAUUCAGGCAGGUUGCCUUGUGUAUGAGUUCAAAGCGUCGACAGAGAGGCCAUCGUGGUACAUCCCAAAGUAA